Messenger RNA from Periophthalmus magnuspinnatus, 4136 nucleotides. RefSeq lists its product as uncharacterized. The coding region runs from base 397 to 3366 and encodes 989 amino acids. Gene Ontology annotation, biological process: induction of positive chemotaxis; leukocyte chemotaxis. Lineage: Eukaryota; Metazoa; Chordata; Actinopteri; Gobiiformes; Gobiidae. The transcript is spliced from 9 exons. The record is from RefSeq and is a predicted model, not a curated record. Gene Ontology annotation, molecular function: CD4 receptor binding; cytokine activity.
GUGCUCGUGGCCUGUGCUGCCCUGUUCUGCCAUCUGCUGUCUGAGACACCUGCACCUGUCUGCCACAUGCAACAGCUGAGUGAUGCUUAUCGUUUUAUUCAAAUGUGCCGCCCAAAAUAUGAAAAACAGCCUUUGACUUUACCCUGCUUGACUUGUCUGUACUUUUUCAUCUUUUCCUCCCGCGCAAGCUAUUUACAAACUGGAGCAUCAUACCAUCACACAGACUGACUGAACAUGCUCAACCAUAACCACAACUUCCUUUCACCCUAAAGAGGCAGGUGUAAGAAAAACUUAAGAAAGAGCCAACGUCUCUAACUUCAAACCAGGGCUUCACUUCAGCACACAGACUGAGUCAUGGAGGCUCUCUUCUGAAGACAUCACCAGCACUUGUGGGCGAUGGAUUUUCUCUCAACUACAGGGAGAGAGUACAACACACAGACAGGGGCACAUUUUACCAUCCGAUCUGCCAACUCUUUGUCGUACAACGAAGCGUGGAGAACCUCCAGGUACAAGCAAGAAGAGAAGGAGAGUAGAGACAGACCUGGAACAAAGACUGAAUCAAGCCUUCAUUAUCAGCCCAGAAUCUGCAGUGGGGUCAAGGGUCAAAGUUUGGAAAGCGACAAAACACCCAUCAAACAGAACCAAAGUAGUUUACAAGACGACAGCUCUAAGUAUGACCAAACUGGAAAGUCAGAAAGACGGGGUCGAACUGAGUGGAGGAGGAACUACUUGUCUAGCCGGAGUAAAAGUUUGGACUGGGGAACUAGAACCAAAAGUCCAGAGCGAUCAUGGAAUUAUAGAGAGGACAUUCUUGGCAGGACAGGGGACAGAAGGGCAGAGGGAAGUAGAGUAAUGUCGACAGUAUAUGCCUAUAACACCGUAAACAAAACCAAUGACCAGGACUUUUCUUUAAGUAAAGCCAAAGGACAAUCUUUGCCAUCUAGAUAUACAUCUGCCUCCCUUGGGCCAAAAGGAGGUCAGAGUAUUUUGGAGAGGAUUGAGAAACUAUAUGGAUCUAUGGUGUGUGGUAACACGGAGGAUUACAAAACCACAGAGUCAGUGACUCCUUAUAAGGGCUCGUUUAGUGGUACCUUUCCCAGACGCUUCUCUUCAGGUGAGCAAAGACGGAGUUCAGGGCAAAACGGGAAUUCUCUCUCGUGGACAACUUGUAAAGAUACUUCUGUGUCAACUGUUCCAAACAGGAUUACAACAUCAGGGUGGUGGCAGAACCAAGACAAUACCACCAGUUAUGCUGAAGGAGGUACUUUUCAAAGCAGAGUGUUUAUAGAUAUAGGUACAAGAUCAUUGGACAGGGCAAGGAGCAGAUCAACACAAGCGGCUAAAAUCAGAGCCGCUCGAGCUGCAGAAGAAAUGGACAAACCAGUACAGUCCAACACUUUUCUGAGAGGUAUAUCGGAAGUAAAUGCAACGCCAGGCAGAGAGGAGACAAAUAAAAUGGAAGAUAUGAACCACAAAAACUGGAGCAGGAUGACGCUAAAAGAAAUAAAUCCUGGGAAAAAGGAGAUCCAAGCAGAAGACAUAAACACUUGUGGACAGAUGUGGGUGAAAAAAGAAAAUUCUACUGAUGAUAUGUUCAAUUCACAAAAAUACAAGAUCACGUCCGUUGAAAAUAAUAAUAACAAGCCACUUGUCAGUUCGGCGGCAAGUGUCAGGAAUAAAAUCAACCAAUUUGAAGCUUUGACACUGCGCAAUCAGACUAGUAGUCCAAGGAGGGCAUUUUCAGUGCCAGAAUAUCUCAGUAAAACCUAUAAUGGGGUACAGAGGAGCAGUUCUGCAAAAGCUAUAGGGUCACUCAAGUGGGGAGAACUGAGAGAAGAGCAACCUGAGAAGCGUGAAGUGACGGACAUCAAGACAUUUGUUUCAAGAGGAGGGAAAGAACCAGACCAGGAAAAACCUAUGAAGAAGGAGACUGAUAUAAAAGGUAUAAGAUAUGAGGUUUCUAAAUUCAAGAGAGUUCCAGAUAAAGAAUUUCAGAACGCCAGGGAUCCUAAGGGAUUUAAUGAAUAUUCUAAGACAAUUCUGGAUCUUUCCAAUACUAAAGUUUCCCCCCCAAUUAUGGAUUUUAAUUUUGAUGAGACUGAUUUUGGUAAAGUUGUAAAUCCAUUGAAAUUAAGAGACAUCAAUACAAGCAGUGGUUCUGAUAUUUCUACACCAACAAGUAGCGACAGUGAUGAAACUCCCACAAACACACCCGGUACCUCACCCCAUCUGUCCCCCACCGCACCACCUCAAAAGACGCCCCCCUUAACUUUAAACAAGUCCUCUUUGGAUAGUUCUACUCCACUUACAAGCAACCUACCUGAUCUAGUCUCCAAGGAUGAUUUGAACGGGAAAAAGCGAAUUCUGGACCUAAAUGCGUGGUUGGAUGGUUUGAAUCCACAAAUAAAAGCCUGGGAGGAUAACAAAGAGGAGGAUGAUGAUAGCACGCAGAAAGAUGAAGAUUCAAACUACGAUUCAGAUUCGGGCGAGUCCUCGGUCACAGUCACCAGUGCGAUGAGCAACAAGAGCUUCUCAGUCAGUCUUGCAGAUCUGUGUAACUUUGCUGGAGUGGAUUAUGAAUCAGAGAAUGACACUGACGAGUGGCAGCCAGCAGGGCGGCGCUCUGCAUCUUUGAGCUCGGACAUCUCUGCAUUUUCUCAUGUGUCUGUGCUGCCCACGGAAGAGCUGGACAAACUGAUAGAAGAUGUCAAGAGUAUUGGAGAUGACAACCUGCAGGACUAUGAGGAUGUGCAUGUGGUGGUUCUACAUAAGGAAAUUGGUGUGGGACUGGGCUUCAGUUUGGCCGGAGGGGUGGAUCAGAACAAACCUGUCACUGUCCACAAAGUUUUUCACUCUGGUGUGGCAGCUCAAGAAGGCUCAAUAAAAGAGGGGGACCAGGUCUUGUCCAUAAACGGCAGUGCACUGAGUGGUUUUGCCCACUGGGAGGCGCUGAGGGUGCUGAGACGUGCUAAGAGCCGUGAGAUGGGGGUGGUGGUGCUGAAGAAGCCCGACAUGAGAGCACUGUCCGAUGAGAGCACUUUGGCCAUGACCCAGGGCCCGACCCCAGCUCAAGUCAAUGAGACCAGUCAGUACAUCACUGUGAGUUUGGAAAAGACCGACAGGGACCUGGGCUUCAGUCUGGAGGGAGGCGUCGACUCCAGUCUCGGCAACAAACCGCUCACUGUUCAGAAGGUCUUCCAAGGUGGUCCAGUGGAGAAGGUGUUGCCAGGCGAUGAGGUUUUGGAAGUGAAUGGAGUGAGUGUGGUGGGACUGAGGCGUUUGGAGGCCUGGACUCUGAUCCGAAAACUGUCUCCUGGUCCUGUCAGUGUAGUGCUACGGCGACGACCCCAACUUCAAAACCCAUAAAGAGGUCCUCUAGUUUACAAAUACUGUAGAGAUUCAUGUUAAAAUGUGGUACAGUAUUUAGUUUUUAGAUUUUUGGACUGGUAUUUUAGAGUUUUUCCUCCUAAAUUAUGAGUCCAUUUAGUACAAAAAUUGCUCUUAAUGAGUCAACAAAAGUAGGCCACACUUUAAAACUACUAUACCUUAACUAGCCAUAAUAAAGCUUGAAGAGAGACAUAAUUCACAAUGCAUAAAUUGUAUAUAAAGAAUGAUUCAGACUUUGUAACUAUCCUAAAACCCUUGAUUCAAUAGUUACUACACCUGAAUUAUUCUUAAUAAACUGCUUGUUCAAUAUGAAGUCUUUAAGGCUGUGAAUUGUAUAGUAUUAUAAAAUGUUAUACAAAAGCCUUAUUAAAAGGACAAAUAUCAGAUAAUACCUUGAAACAACUCCAAACGUCUGUACUUACUAACUACAUUAAUCUAAACUAUUUAAGAUAAUUAUUCUUAGGUCAGUUUCCCUCAAGUAGACAUUGCGUGGCAGUGUACUAAAGCACUUUUAAUGCCAAAAAUAAACAAAAUGCUAAAAAAUCUACCUCAAUGUUACCCGUCCACAUAAAGAAGAAUGCACUGAUGAAGCUCCCAUAAUUGUGCUUAAAACCUGUAUUAAGGUAUAGACCAGCCUCUUACCACUUACCAAUAAUGUGACGUUUAUAUGUGAACAAUGCUAUUACUGAUGUUGUACAUAUGUGUAAAUCACAGAGCUUUUAUUGAUUUGUAUUAAAAUACUAAAGAAG